Molecule: messenger RNA, 1850 nt
Organism: Aspergillus costaricaensis CBS 115574
Lineage: Eukaryota; Fungi; Ascomycota; Eurotiomycetes; Eurotiales; Aspergillaceae
Product: RING finger domain protein
Exons: 1
Coding region: 316-1758 (480 amino acids)
Molecular function (GO): zinc ion binding
Source: RefSeq, a predicted model, not a curated record
CUGAGACACCGUCGGACUUGGUUGCUGACUGACUGAGUUAUUUGCUUCUGCUCUGCUGCUUCUGCUGGGGCAGAGUGCAGAUGUCGGAGCUGCCUAAUAGGGCUGUGACUCUCAACUCUCAACUCUCUACUCUCUCUCCCCUCCGUUCUCGCCUCCAGUUCUCUCUCUUUCUCUCUCUCUCUCUCCCACCAUCUGGUGACUGACGCAACUUGACUAACCUCCCUCUCCACACAUGAUGCAGUGCUUGUUUCCGUAACUCCCCGUCCACUCCUCUACUACUGUUGUUGUAUCCACCCCUCUUGUGUCUCCCACAUCAUGGCCUCCCUCCCAGGUUAUUCGGCCUCUAGCCGACCACAGUCAUCUGAUAAUAAUACUACCUCCACUACCCAACAGAAUAGCGUAUCCACGAAUAUAACCAGCAGCGCUUCAUUGACAGAAUCGUUUGAAGCUAGCGAUACCGUCCUGCUCAACGGCACCUCGGAUACCGCCACCGCCCAUGGCUCCCCGACAAGUCCGACUCUCGCCGAUACCUCUGGUGAGGAACCACGCAGAUGUUGGAUUUGCUAUACAGAUGAGACAGAGGACUCUCCCCUUAAUUCACAAUGGCGCUCGCCAUGUCCAUGCGCCUUGACCGCCCAUGAAGCCUGCCUGCUUGACUGGUUGGCGGAUCUCGAGAAUCCCCGAUCGCGGAGGCGCAACGGCCAUGACGCAAAGAUGCUGUGUCCGCAAUGCAAGACCGAAAUCAUCGUUUCUCGUCCCCGAAGCUAUAUUGUGGAUAUAGUAAGACUGGUUGAGCGCCUCGCGGGUCGGAUGGUCCUCCCAGGAAUGGUUUUCACGUUAGGAGCAACCGUGUGGGCGGGGUGCUGUGCGCAUGGAGUAUAUUCGAUGUAUUUUGUCUUCGGGACAGACGAGGCUCGCCAGAUCUUGGAGGAAACAGCUGAUGGGGCAUGGAAUUCGGGGCUUAACCUGGGGUUGCCCCUCAUCCCGCUCGUGUUGAUCUUCUCGCGCACCCGGUACGCAGAUGGUCUCCUUCCUGCCAUCCCCGUGAUGUUCUUUGCCACACAUCAACCGGGACAGGAGCUGGAGUUGGAUCUUUGGCCGCCCAGUGCGGCAGUGACGUUCGCCGCUCUUCCAUAUCUCAAAAGCUUUUACGGCAGCGUUUACGAGAGAAUGUUUGGAAAGUUAGAGCGGAGAUGGAUUGCGGAAGUACAACCGCGCUCGGAUGUCAAUGAGUUCGAUGAUAAUGCGCCGCCCGAACAUCCCGAGCCAGACCCACCUAACGAUGACAAUGGCGUCCUGAUGGAGAUAGAUCUGGAGCUACGCAUGGGCAAUGAGGACGGGCCGCAGGGCUUGUUUGGCUUUAACGGCGGAAAUGCGCAGGGUGGACAAGGGCAGAACCAGGGUGGAAACGGCCAGCCAUUGGGCUUGGGUCGACGGGAUGAGCUGGUAGCCGACACAAGUAGUCUGGCGGAUAUCAUCCUCGGAGCACUUGCGUUUCCCGCCAUAUCUGCAUCGAUGGGCGGGCUGUUGAAGUACAUUUUGCCUACUUCAUGGACGACGCCAUCUACGUUGGGCAAAGCCCGACCGGGACUGUUGCAGACCCGCUGGGGCCGGAGUGUCGUCGGAGGAUGUGCAUUCGUGCUGUUGAAGGAUGCGCUGGUGUUAUAUUGUCGGUGGAAAUUGGCGCAGACACACCGACGCCGCAAGGUGUUGAACUACGAUCGAUCGAAGAAGCGGGUUGGGAAGACUGAUCGAUAGUGAGAGGAAUGAUGGAAGCAUUUCUGGCGUUUAGGCUGAUGGAUUGAGAUACACUCUUUGCUGGUUUUGAGCUCUUUGCAAUUGAUGACGAG